This is a messenger RNA of Miscanthus lutarioriparius, 579 nucleotides long. The record is from the annotation of a GenBank genome assembly. NCBI's taxonomy places the organism in Eukaryota, Viridiplantae, Streptophyta, Magnoliopsida, Poales, Poaceae.
AUGGCAACUUACGCUUCAUCUUCCUCCCUUGCCUGCCUCUUCAUCGGCUUCCUUGUACCCUCGGCUCUACCCGGGAGCCAUGGCGGCAGCAUUGCCAUCUACUGGGGCCAGAACGGCAACGAGGGCACCCUCGCCGACACCUGCGCCACCGGCAACUAUGCCUUUGUCAACAUUGCCUUCCUCUGCAGCUUCGGCUCGGGGAAGAAGCCGCAGCUGAACCUCGUGGGUCACUGCGACCCCUACUCCAACGCCUGCACAAACCUCACCGCAGACAUCAACUCCUGCCAGUCCAAGGGUGUCAAGGUCAUGCUCUCCAUCGACGGUGGCGCUGGAGGCUACUCCCUCAACUCCAAGCAAGACGCCUUCAAGCUUGCCCAGUACAUCUGGAACAAUUUCCUUGGUGGGCACUCCGACAAGAGGCCGCUUGGCGACGCCGUGCUCGAUGGUGUCGACUUCGACAUCGAGGGAGGAAACCCUGACUACUAUGGAGCCCUUGCGGCAUACCUCCAAGUCCUACGCUGCCAAUGCCAAGGGCAAGGAGGUCUACCUGCCAGCGGCGCCGCAAUGUCCUUUCCCUGA